This is a messenger RNA of Symsagittifera roscoffensis, 2902 nucleotides long. RefSeq lists its product as uncharacterized. Gene Ontology annotation, biological process: spindle elongation; mitotic spindle organization; microtubule-based movement. Gene Ontology annotation, cellular component: microtubule associated complex. The record is from RefSeq and is a predicted model, not a curated record. NCBI's taxonomy places the organism in Eukaryota, Metazoa, Xenacoelomorpha, Acoela, Convolutidae. Gene Ontology annotation, molecular function: microtubule motor activity; microtubule binding; ATP binding.
GUGAACUACGUAACAUCUACUUAUUCAUUAAACUGUUGAAAAAUAUGGAUACCAUAUGUUUUUGUUUGAUCUUCAACGGCACAUUUUUCAUUAUUGAGCACUCAAACCUUAUGUAAGCCACUCGAUAACAGCAUGAUUGCAACUUUUGAGCGAUCUGAAGUUUAGUCUUGCUCAUGGCAUUAAGUCAUUGAAACUUUUUUUUAAAAGAAAAAUAGCUCUUCGAGGAUCUUUGCGUCUAUUUUUGAUUCUAAGCGGCGAAUGGUUGUGUUGAUUGAUGGUUUCUAUCUCUCAGUUUCAGCCUCUCUCUCCUCCUCUUCCUCGCACCCUCAGUUUGGAAUCCAUGAGAGCAUCUUCUUGUGGAGGGUCUGAAUACUUUUUGAUACCGGGGGAGGCGGGGAGAAAUAUCUUCUUGAAAGUGAUGGAUUCACCCCCGGAGCAUGAGACCGUCAGCACCAGCCUGGGAUCAGGAGGGUGACAGGACCAGCUACUUGUCCAUUGACCACUACACACCCACUGAAGCGAACCAACACCACUCCCCCGCUUCCCCUUCGCACUCUUCCUCAUCAGCCACUCGACCCCCCACAAAUGACUCUCUGGAUAAUGUCACUGUGGUAGUCAGGAUUCGACCCUUCGUGGAAAUGGAGACAAAAAAAUGCGACGAAAGAGUGGCUACAAACUUGGGAGGAGGCAGCAUACUGAUUGACAACGGGUGUAGUAAGCCGUUCACAUUCAACGCAGUGUUCGACGAGCACUCGAGUCAGUCCGAGUUCUUCUCGCAUUGUGGGGUCACAAGACUCGUGGACAAGGCACUGGAGGGUUUCUCAUGUACUGUGUUUGCCUAUGGACCAACUGGAUCUGGAAAAACACACACCAUCACAGGCCCAGAGGGAUGUUUCAGCCAGGGUCGCUCGGACCAGAUCGGGCUGAUCCAGAGGUCAUUCAUGUACCUGUUCGACCGGAUAGACUCCAUCAGCAACAGCAGCAACAGUAAUAACAACAAACAACAACAGUCAGACCAUGUGAGCUUCUUCCUAAAAGUGUCCUACUUGGAAGUCUACAAUGAAAAGGUGAAGGAUCUGCUGAACCCGGGGGGCAGUGGAGGUGGGGGAGGGGGAGGGGGGCGUGACUGCUCUCUGAAGAUCAGGUGGACUAAGGAGAGGGGCUUCCACGUAGACAAUCUGUUCACAGUCGAGUGUGAAACAAUUGAGGACAUCAUGAUUAUCCUCGAAGAAGGGAUGAACCACCGACAAAUGGGAGUGUCGAACUGCAAUGACCACUCCAGUAGAAGCCACACUCUAUUGCUGUGUGAAGUGUCCAGCGAGAGCCUCAGUCCAGAUGACCACACCAUGUACAUACACAAACACGGACACCUCACGUUUGUCGACUUAGCAGGAAGUGAGAAACUGAAUCAAACCUGUGAAGGAAAUUUGGCAGAGACGACCAACAUCAAUAAAAGUCUGCUCGCUCUCGGCAACUGCAUCUCGUGUCUGAGUGACAGUCGGAAGAGGGGAGGCCACAUUCCUUACAGGGAGAGCAAACUCACCCAACUACUCGCCGACAGUCUGGGCGGAAAUGGAAUCACUCUCAUGGUGGCCUGUGUUUCGCCUUCGUCUUCUAACCUGACAGAGUCCCUGAACACUUUGAGAUACGCCAACAGAGCCAAGAAAAUCAAAAACAAACCCUUCGUUGUUAUGGAUCCGCGUGAGAAAGAGAUCGUGUCUCUGAGAAGGGAGGUGGGGGCCCUGAGAGGAGAAAACGAGUACCUCAGAUCCCAGAUUGACCUGCCCAAAGAACAGACCAUCACACAGUUGGCGCUGAAGAGUGCGCGUCUGAAGUUGAGUGAGCAGGAGGGGGACGAGAGUGCGAGUCUGUAUGAGAUGGUGCAGGCAUACAUGAUAGAGAACGAGCAGUUGCGCAGAGACGCCACAGAACUCACCCACAGUCGGGACAAGGCCACACACCAACUGCAGGACUUGGCACAAGAAAACAUGCGUCUUGUUAAGAAGUUAGAACAGUUCGAGGCUGUCUUCGUGGCCCUGCAGAACAACAUGAACAGCAAUGGCAGCAGCAGCAGUACCAACAGGGGAAGUAAUUCCAAUAGUAACAGUAAUCAUGCCUCGCUUCACAAACCAGCCAUGGCGGGUCUCCUCAACCAGAACCAACAGACAACAAGAAAAAAUGGGGGUCUGCCUCCCGUGGUAUCGAACAAAGGAGUGCCCAAUGGUCUCACCAGUCCCCGCUCUACUGUGGCCAAAUUGAGCAGCAAAUCACCCGAGAGAAAACUCCCCUCCUCUCAACGACAACAGGCGACCACAUCCACAUCAUCCCAGCAGUCGUCCUAUGCCACAGGCGGGAAAAGUCCCCAAUCAGUGACUAAUCACCCAGGCUCAUUCAGGGCUUCAAAAGCGCGAGGUGGGGCAAAUCAGCAGAAGGGAGAGCGCAACUGGGACUCAGGAGUGUUCUCAGAAGACGAGCAGCAGCAGUCAGAACAUUCUAGAAGACAUAAGAUGAACAACAGAAUGGGAGCAGGAAGCAACGGUGCCACUGCCGCACCUUCAGUGCAGAACAGCAGAACCAAACAGAGCAAUGGUAACUUUGCGCAGCAGAGUAACGGCUCCCCCAGAAAGACCUUAUCCCAAAGUCAGAAUGCGAGAGGAUCCCAACAGAACUCAGAAACAAACGAGCUAGCCCAGAUCAACCAGAGACUCCUCAAAGACAUCCAGAGUCUGGACUCCGAGAUUGAGUUUUAUCAACAGCAGGUCAAGAAACCCCGCAAAUAAAAAAAAUUGAUCUAUUUAUUAAAGCAAAAUAAAAUUAAACUGAAAAAUCUAUUUGCAAAAACAAUAGGUUGAUCGAUUAUUGUUCUAUUUGCUUAAACUAUUGAUUGAUUGAUUAUUGUAAA